CCUCUCAGUUUAAAUUGGCUGACCAGAGUGGAAAUCACACUUUUAGUUUGACCUAAAUGCCAGAAACACAAUGGACUGGAUAAUUACUGUGGCACUUUUCUGUUCAGUGCUAAAAGCUGCAGUCGGCUUUAACGUUGAUUCUGGGGCUUGGAAAACCCUGACAGAAAAUGAUGAAAGUUUUGGCUACCAGGUGGUGCAAAGACAAUCAGAUCUGCUUGUCAGCGCCCCACUACUACAGUAUGAAGGGAAUAAAAGGGGACGGAUAUAUCAGUGCAACACAGGAGGCAGUUGCAGCAAUCUUGUUGCUCUAGAGCAAAGACCUGCUGUCAACAUGUCUCUUGGUUUGGCGAUGGCAAAUGAUCCGUCAACACGAAACACAAUGGUCUGUGGUCCAACCAUUCCCAGAGACUGCAAAACUAUCACCAUGUACAACGGUUUGUGCUAUGAGAUCAAUCGAUCUAAUACGUUUGUAAAGUCUUACCCGUCUGCGACUGAAGAGUGUCGAACCCAAGCUGACAUUGCAUUUCUGCUGGAUGGCUCAGGCAGUGUAGCUCCCAGUGAUUUUAGCAGAAUGAAAGAAUUUGUGAAAAAUAUGAUCAGAUUAUUCCUGGGAAGAGAUACACAGUUUGCCAUCACCCAGUUUUCUUAUUAUCCAACAACACAUUACUACUUUAAUACUUUUAGCACUUUCAACUGGGAAUCUCAAAUUAACAACAUCCGUCAAUUUGGUGGAGGAACAUAUACAGCUGGAGCCAUACAAAAUGUUGUGGAUGAUGUCUUCUCACCACAAAGGGGUUCCAGGUCAAAUGUGAAAAGAAUUUUAAUAGUGAUUACAGAUGGACAGUCUCAUGAUCGCAGUCAAUUACCAGCAGCAACACAGUCAGCUGAUCAAAAAAACAUUCUUCGAUUUGCUAUUGGGGUGGGGAGCGCAUUCACAUCUUAUAAUGCAAAACAAGAGCUCAGAACGAUUGCAUCUCAACCUGCUGACAAUUUUGUGUUUGAAGUGGGAAGCUUUGAUGCUCUUGACAAAAUACGGGACAACUUGCAGGCCAAAAUUUUUUCCAUUGAAGGAUCGCAAAGUGGUGGAGAGACGCUGAAACAGGAAAUGUCUCAAGAAGGCUUCAGAGCAGCUUAUGUGUCUGGGUAUAUUCAGAUGACUAUGGUUGGUGCUAACCAGUGGAAAGGAGGCUACAAGAAAUACUUGCUUAGUAAUGUUUUAAACAACGUCACAUUUGAGCCAUCGUCCAUUGAGCCUGACAGUUACCUUGGUUAUUCCAUGGCUGUUGCUAAAACCGUUUAUGGUCCUCUGACAAUUCUUGGUGCUCCAAGAAAUGAACACAAAGGAGUUGUUAUGACAGCUUUCAAUGAACAACUUAGAGAUCAAAUCAGACCCUUUGAAUCACAGACUGGUGAAUAUUUUGGGGCUGAGGUUUGUGCCAUGGAUGUGGAUUCUGAUGGUGUGACUGAUCUAAUCCUCAUAUCCUCUCCGAUGUACAAAGACGUUGAUAGAGAAGGACGAGUUUAUGUCUGUGAAUUAAAUCGNGAAGAAGAUUCUAGAUUGACUUUGAUGUCCAAAGGACAUUUAACUUUGGACGCAAAUCGUAAGAUACCAAACAACCGAGCUGAGAUCAGCCAGGAUGUGAGGCACAAGAGUGGAUCGCUUAAUCUUAUAUUAAAUAGGAAAAACUGCGCUUAUGUGGACUUCAGAAUUGAGUCUUGUCCAGAAGAUGCUCUCAAUCCACUCAAUAAUGAGCUCAGAUUCAUGUUUGAUGGUUUGUCUUCUGGCUCAAACCCCAGACCAAGCCUUUCUCCACAGGUUAAAACCACAACAUUUCAUCCUAUUGGGUUUGAGAUCAGCUGUGGAGCUGAUGAAGUGUGUGAAGAUAAUCUGAAGGUGGAUUUUAACUUCACCGAAUCCUCAGUGGUUAAAGUCGGCAUAGAUGAACUUUUGAGUGCGACCGUCUUUGUGGAGAACAGAGGAGAAAACUCGUACAACAGUCGCAUUACUCUCACAUACCCUGUUGGGCUCUCCUACAGGAAGGUUACACCUCUGGAAGGAAGAAUUGAGUGCAACUCUGUGGACAGUGAGGAUGGCGUAACAAGAGGAAAGACAGUCUGUAGCAUCAACAAACCAAUAUUCAAAAGCAACUCUAUGGCAACCUUCAUCGUCUCCUAUGGUUUCAACACCAACAGUGAUCUUGGUAGAAAGAUCGAAGUGACGGCGAACGCCUCCAGUGACAAUAAGCGUCACUCCCCUUCUAGUGAAGUCUACAAAAAACAGGAGAUUGAUGUCAAGUACAGUAUUUUUGUCACAAUUGAAAGCUCCCCCAGCUACACCAAUUUCACAUUUGGAGAAAAUGCUGUUCAGAAACCACUUGAGCAAAAAAUAAAGGUUUUUAACACGAUCAGACCACUAAAUUUAACUGUAGUGAUCAAAGUUCCUGUAAGACUUGGUGACAAAGACAUCUGGAUGGACACGAGCAGCUUUCAGAUUCCAGGCUGUCAGAGCAGCAGAGAUGAAGAACCUACUGUCACUGAUCUUGUUAAGACAAUAAAAGAAAAGAAAAUAUUGGACUGCACUGUAGCAAAGUGCAGAGUGUUCAGGUGCUCCAAGUUCAUGGAAAGGAACAAGGACACAACGUACACCAUCUCUGCAAACAUCAGCUCAGGAUGGAUAGAACAGAUCGGACUUUCAUCUGCCAAGUUCCUCCUGACCAGUACAGCCAGUCUAGAGUACGAUGAGAACCAGUACAUCUUCUUCUCUACAACUUCUAAUAGUGGCCCUCCUGUUCACCAGAUUGAGGCAGAGGUAGAAGUGUUUCCUAAACCAGAUUUCACUAAAGAGAUUAUAGGAGGAUCUCUGGGAGGAUUGGCCUUUCUGGCUCUACUUACUGCUGGUCUGUAUAAGGCUGGAUUUUUCAAGAGCAAAUAUAAGGACAUGAUUAAUAAAAAUGCAGAAGCUGAAGGAGGCGCACCAGCAGAGGGAUGAAAUUCCCACUUACUUGUCAUGUCCAUCCAGUACCUCUGUACAGAAACUAUUGCUGAUCAAUUUAUUCAGGCUUUUCCUUCAACUGAUACACACUCCUGUACUUCUCCGAGUGAUUUAAUGGACAAUUUUAUUUUUAAAAUUGAGAAAGUUAUUGAUACUAUUGCUCCCGUUGCAACAAAAGUAAUCUCUGCGAAUCAUAAACCACGUUGGAGAAAUUUUGAGUCGAAGAGUGCCAAAAAGAACAAUGUCAGUGGGGUAAAAGUAAACUACUAGUCUAUUUAGAUAUCUACAAACUCAAAAAUUUUUAUUUUGAACUGAGAAAUGCUGGACAGCUUUUUUUUUUUUCAAAAAAUCUCUAUCAACAACUCUCGUGCUCCAUAUCCAUUGUUGACAGGUUGACAAAUCCACCUUCUUCUAUUAAAGAUGAUUUUUUUUCUCUUCUGAGGACUGUCUGAGGUCAAAUUUGCCACUUUUUAUAUAAACAAAAUUGUGAAAAUAACAACAUGCUUUAAGCUGCUUGAAGGCUAAAAAAGUGUCUGUGCUUGACAAAACCAUGUAAAUAGCUUUGUUUAGAAAUAAAUAAUAUAUG
Messenger RNA from Poecilia latipinna (sailfin molly), 3578 nucleotides. RefSeq names its product integrin alpha-M-like. Lineage: Eukaryota; Metazoa; Chordata; Actinopteri; Cyprinodontiformes; Poeciliidae. Gene Ontology annotation, biological process: integrin-mediated signaling pathway; cell-cell adhesion; cell adhesion mediated by integrin. The transcript has 27 exons. Gene Ontology annotation, molecular function: integrin binding. Bases 71 to 2989 code for a protein of 972 amino acids. Gene Ontology annotation, cellular component: integrin complex; external side of plasma membrane. The record is from RefSeq and is a predicted model, not a curated record.